This is a messenger RNA of Ectocarpus sp. CCAP 1310/34, 460 nucleotides long. The record is from the annotation of a GenBank genome assembly. Lineage: Eukaryota; Phaeophyceae; Ectocarpales; Ectocarpaceae.
CUCUCUAACUCUCUAGCUAUCCAUCACCAUGGCUUUCCCGCAACAUCGACGGCAACGUCGCUACCAAGCUUCCCGUAAAAUGGGCGAAAGGAGAGUGCACGUUGACCCGUCCUACUACACGCUCCCGAGAGCGUUGACCUUGCCGGUAGGCGGCAUGAUCAAACAUGGCCAUGGCAUCACCACCGCCUUCUCCUCCCACCCUGCAGCCGAGACCGUUGCUAAGGAGAAGCAACAUAACAACAGUAGAGAAAUGCUGCUACCCUUGGGUGGCUUCUCGUUCGAGCGCGCAUCCACUGCUGCUGUAGUUGGCCCGGCUGCUGAGGUUGGUAAGGUUGUUCCAGCUUCACCGUCGCUGCUGGACGGGAGCGGGCAGGGGGUUGGAGGCGAGAAAGGAUGGAAGGAGGGGAUACUCGGCUAUGGUGCUCGGGUGUUGGCGCUCUCCGUUUCGUCGCCAAAGUGA